AGAUAUUUCCAAUUUCGUGCCAAGCAUCGCAACGCAUUGAACUUCACGAAUACCCCAGCAAACGGCAUCGCCCGCACUCACUCGGUCAGCGCCAAUUAAGUAGUUGAGGAGUUGCUUCCUACCUAGUGACUUGUCCGAGGAAAGAUCAGCCAGGUCAUAGACUUCCACAACCAUGUCUCAAGUAGUAGGCAAGACACGCCUCGCUUAUGCCCGCUCAUGGCACCAUAUCGACAUCGGCUCCGACCCGCGUGCCCUCGGGCGCGUCGCCUCCUCCAUCGCCUUGACAUUGAUGGGCAAGCACAAGCCGAUCUUCGACCCGUCAACCGACUGCGGUGACUAUGUAGUGGCCACUGACUGUGCCAACCUCCACACCACCGGCAAAAAGCGCUUCCAGAAACUCUACCGCACACACACAUCACGCCCCGGCUCGCUGAAGGAGAUCAAUAUGGACCGCAUGAUGGCGAAGUGGGGAGGUGGAGAGGUCUUGAGGAAGGCAGUCAGUGGUAUGCUGCCCAAGAACAGGCUGAGGAAGGAGAGGCUGGCCAGGUUGAAGACAUUUGAGGGGACCGCGCAUCCGUACAAGCAGAAUCUGUUGAAGAUUAGCAAUGGUGGAGGGCAGAGUAUUGCGGAGCUUCCGGCGAUUAAAAAGGCUUUUGAGGGGACAAAGGAGGCGGCGCAGGCAUCAGCGUCGUAGUGGCGGCAGAAGAGAAUUGUAAGAUGAUGGUAGCGGCUGGUCUGUAAGAUCUGUGUAUACUGGGAACAGCAUCUCAUGGACAUGGCGUUCAGUGCUGUGUUGAAAUUUAUUGUAGCAUAUACCAAGACGCAUUUUCCAACAACAUGCUGGCGCAUAGGCCACAACGUUAGCCUUCGGAAUACAUGUGAUUCUUAAACUCG
This is a messenger RNA of Didymella exigua CBS 183.55, 894 nucleotides long. Its product is annotated as 50S ribosomal protein L13. Gene Ontology annotation, cellular component: ribosome; mitochondrial large ribosomal subunit. The coding region runs from base 173 to 694 and encodes 173 amino acids. Gene Ontology annotation, biological process: translation; negative regulation of translation. The transcript has 2 exons. NCBI's taxonomy places the organism in Eukaryota, Fungi, Ascomycota, Dothideomycetes, Pleosporales, Didymellaceae. Gene Ontology annotation, molecular function: structural constituent of ribosome; mRNA binding. The record is from RefSeq and is a predicted model, not a curated record.